Molecule: messenger RNA, 1770 nt
Organism: Sphaeramia orbicularis (orbiculate cardinalfish)
Lineage: Eukaryota; Metazoa; Chordata; Actinopteri; Kurtiformes; Apogonidae
Gene: ing1
Product: inhibitor of growth family, member 1
Exons: 4
Coding region: 534-1454 (306 amino acids)
Biological process (GO): positive regulation of DNA-templated transcription
Cellular component (GO): nucleus
Source: RefSeq, a predicted model, not a curated record
AAAUGAGACUUGUACGUGUUGACAGUUUAUGAAUAUUUCCACAGGGUGGCAAUAUUGAUAUAGUGAAUGGAAAGUUACAGUGGGCUCCAGACGGUGUUACUAUUCUUUGGACAUACAAUGAACCAUACUACUGAUUGUCAUCACAGGUGAAGAUAAGUAAUGGUGGCACAAACAGAUAAGCCAAUGUAUGUUCUUAGCGUUAUCAUCCAAAUACAUUUAAACGAGUAUUAUAAUAGUAUGUGGUCGCCGCGUCUUAGUGUCGCGCAUGCGCACAGAUGAAGGCACUUGAGCUAACGGCUAACAUUAGCUGAUAGGCUAAGACCUGCGUCGCUGCAGUAACUGCUCCACACAUCACACACGACGUAGCGCUAGCAAGAAGAGCAAGACUAGCAUCACCGAGAUAUCUACAGAAAAACUACAUCCACACAAGGUUAGUUCUUCUGCGAGAAACUCAACAGCUGCAUUGCAUACGGUCACCGAUCUUUACUGUCAUUUUGAGGGUCGGGGUGUCCCGGUGCAACACAGGAUUGACUAUGUUGAACCCGACCAAUGGCGACCCAGGCCAUGUUGUUGUCAAGUAUGUUGAGGAAUAUUUGGACCUGGUGGAAUCGCUGCCCUUUGAUUUACAGAGGAGUGUGUCCCUCAUGAAGGAAAUUGACGCCAAGUAUCAAGAUGUUCUUAAGGAGCUUGAUGAUGCUUAUGAACGAUAUUGUCGAGAAUCUGACUCGCUUCAAAGGCGCAAACUUCAGUUAUCUAUUCAGCGUGCACUGAUUCGCAGUCAAGAACUUGGAGAUGAAAAGAUUCAGAUUGCUGGUCAAAUGGUGGAGUUGGUUGAGAACCGAACAAGACAAAUAGAUUGGCAUUCUGAAGUUCUGCUUUCCUCACAAGAAGUACCAGAGAGUCAUGUUACCACGGCAACAUCACUGACAACCACCGCUUCAUCCAUGAUGUCAUCAUCCUCAGUGAACAUCACUCCAGGCAAAACUGGCCACCAUGACAAAAAGCGUGAUGAAGUUACCUCAGGCUCAGGAGGAGGAGACAAAGCUGGGGGGAAGCGAUCAAGACGUCAAAAAAAUGGAGAAAAUCGGGAGAGUUACGGGGGUCUGGAUCAUGCUGAAGAAGUUGGAGUAGGCGUAUCUCGGGAAAAGAGGGCAAAAGCAUCCUCUAAAAAGAAGAAAAGGUCAAAAGGAAAGUCUGAGCGGGAAGUGUCGCCUCCAGACCUGCCCAUUGAUCCAGAUGAGCCGACAUACUGCUUGUGUGAACAGGUUUCCUAUGGCGAGAUGAUUGGCUGUGAUAAUGAUGAAUGUCCCAUUGAGUGGUUUCAUUUCUCCUGCGUAGGGCUCCAUCAUAAGCCCAAAGGCAAGUGGUUCUGCCCCAAGUGUAGGGGUGAGAAUGAGAAAACAAUGGACAAAGCCUUAGAGCGGGCCAAGAAGGAGAGGGCGUACAACAGGUAGCUCACUCUGCCCAGCCUAAUGAACACUGUAGAAUAAAAACGUUAACGUCUUGUUCGUGUCAAAUUGCUGUUAAAGCUGUUUUAAAAGAGUAACAAACUGAAGAGAGUGAUCUUGUAAAUAAUUAUUUUUGUAAUUGCUACAUAGAUGAGAACUAAGGCAACUCCCUCCUGAUCAGAAUAAUUUGUGAAGAAAGGACAUAGUACAAUCUGCAUGUUUGUAACCGGACGUCUUGCACUUACAGCCGCUUUAUUUUCCACAUGCAUGCAACAUCACUCACUUAUACUUGUUCAAGUAAUAAAAUUAUUUCUCAACAGCA